Molecule: messenger RNA, 216 nt
Organism: Caenorhabditis remanei
Lineage: Eukaryota; Metazoa; Nematoda; Chromadorea; Rhabditida; Rhabditidae
Exons: 3
Coding region: 1-216 (71 amino acids)
Source: RefSeq, a predicted model, not a curated record
AUGAGAAGCAGACAUCGAGCGCUGAAUGUUUCUGGAGCCGAAAACACGAGCGCAGUGAAGAGACAAGCUGCUCUUCGAGGACAUCGGAACCCGGAAGAAGAAAAUCGACCGAUGGCUAUGGGAGGUGAUAAUGAUGACGCUCGACCAGUGCGCAGGCAGAAUCUUAUGAAGCAAGCAGCUAUCCCAAAUCAUUCCGCUGUAAGUUUCAAUCUGUAG